Molecule: messenger RNA, 705 nt
Organism: Platichthys flesus (European flounder)
Lineage: Eukaryota; Metazoa; Chordata; Actinopteri; Pleuronectiformes; Pleuronectidae
Product: gamma-crystallin M2-like
Exons: 3
Coding region: 100-627 (175 amino acids)
Biological process (GO): lens development in camera-type eye; visual perception
Molecular function (GO): structural constituent of eye lens
Source: RefSeq, a predicted model, not a curated record
CUUUAUGCUGUGCCAUCACACAGCAACUUUAUAUAAAAGGACAGAGGACUACUGGACAGGAACUACUGAGCGGCAGUCCGGCCCCCAACAAAUAUAGCGAUGGGAAAGAUCAUAUUCUACGAGGACAGGAAUUUCCAGGGUCGGCACCAUGAGAGCAUGAGCGACUGUGCUGACCUGCACCCGUACUUCAACCGCUGCAACUCCAUCCGGGUGGAGAGCGGCUGCUUCAUGGUGUACGAAAGGCCCCAGUACCUGGGCCACCAGUACUUCCUCCGCCGGGGGGAGUACUCGGACAACCAGCGCAUGAUCGGCAUCAACGACUGCAUCCGCUCCUGCCGCAUGAUCCCCAUGCAUCGUGGCUCCUACAAGAUCCGACUAUAUGAGCGUCCAGACAUGUCCGGCCAGAUGCAGGAGGUGAGCGACGACUGCCCCAACGUCCAGGACCGCCUGCGCAUGUCCGACAUCAACUCGUGCAACGUGGUCGACGGCCAGUGGCUGCUCUACGACCAGCCCAACUACCGCGGCCGGCCCUACUACCUGAGGCCCGGCGAGUACCGCAGAUUCAGCGACUGGGGCGGCGCCAGCCCCCGGAUCGGCUCGCUCAGGCGAGUCACCGACUUCAACUAGGAGUCCAGUGAACCUUCUUUCUCUGUCUGUUUUCCAUAAUAAAUCUGCCCAGCUACAGCUCUGUAUCUGAAAGUCGAA